AUGCGGUACUCUGGAUUUCUGACCCUUAUGUCUCUCUGGCUUGCAGAGGACAGUCAGGCAUCAGCGGCGAUGUCAACGACGAAUCUGCUGUCCAUCCUCAGCCGUGGAAACUGGUCGACUGGUACUGUGUUGUCCGCUCCAGGGUCCACCGACUUCACCGAUGCCACUGCCCGAUGGGAUGUGUACCGGCCUCCGAACUAUGCCGCGGCGCUGUCCAUUCACUCUGAACAAGACCUGAUCACAGCGGUGAAAUUGUCGACAGCCAACAACAUCUCGUUCCUAGCCACCGGGGGCCGUCACGGCUAUAGCAUUACGUUUGGGAAUCUCCAAAAUGGCCUGGCCUUGGACUUGAGCCCGCUAGACACGGUGGCAGUUGACGCCGCUGCCGGCACCUUGACCAUCGGGCCUGGUGUGACCUUCGGCGACGUUAUGGACCCCGUCUACGAGGCGGGGUAUCAGAUCCAGACCGGCACUUGCACAUGUGUCGAGAUGAUCGGCGCCACCAUCGGGGGCGGCAUCGGGCGGUUGCAGGGGACGUACGGCCUGGUAAUCGAUGGGCUGCUGUCUGCCCGGGUAGUCACCGCCGCUGGUGAGGUCCUCGAGGUGUCGGAAAACUUCAAUGCCGACCUGUUCUGGGGCAUUCGCGGCGCUGGGGCUAACCUGGGUAUUCUCACGUCGGCCACCUAUCAACUUCAUCCUUUGACCGGCAACUACACCAGCAUCGAUCUAAUCUUUCCUGCCAGCCGGAACGUGACAUACUUCACUGCCUUGGAGAACUUCAACACCUCCGCGCACUGGGCUAUCGAGACAGAGAUCCUCUACAACGCCGACAUCAACGGUCCCGAGAUUAUCGCCAGUUACGUGUACGAAGGGGAUCAGGAGGAGGCCCUGAAGCUCCUGGCGCCAAUACUCGACGUCGGCCCCUCGUUCAUCAACGUGACUGAGGUCCCGUGGAAUGAACUGAGCGCGAUCGCCGCCUUUGCCACCGACGCCGAGGUCUGCGAGAACGGCAGCAUUUACGACAUCUACGGGGUCAACCUGCGUACGCUAACGGCUGCCACCUGGAUUGAGACGGAGGGCCAGUCGUCCAGUGUCGUAUUCGAGUCGUGGGCCAACGAGGCGGUGGUGGCCGUGGCCGACGAGAAGACCGCAUAUCCCUGGCGCGACACCACGACUUACGUUAUGCUCCAGUUUGUUUGGAGUACGUCGGACAGCAGCGUCGAAGCUCCAUCCAUCGCCAUGGCCCAGAAGGUCCGCGACACUCUCAUCGAGACAUCGGGGUACGACGACCUGGCGGUGUACGUUAAUUAUGCCAACGGGGACGAGGCGCUGGAGGAGAUGUACGGGGCUCGGAAAUUGCCUCGCCUGGCGGAGCUGAAGAAGAAGUACGAUCCCAGCAAUGUCUUCCGAUAUAGCAAUCCUUUGCCCACCGCCUAUUCGUGA
Molecule: messenger RNA, 1443 nt
Organism: Aspergillus aculeatinus CBS 121060
Lineage: Eukaryota; Fungi; Ascomycota; Eurotiomycetes; Eurotiales; Aspergillaceae
Product: FAD-binding oxidoreductase
Exons: 6
Coding region: 1-1443 (480 amino acids)
Molecular function (GO): FAD binding; oxidoreductase activity
Source: RefSeq, a predicted model, not a curated record